UCAGCGCCCACUUCACACUGUGGUACGCAGAUCUUUGGUCCAGUUGACGUUCAUUUAAUUUCACUUGAUUUAAAACCAAAAACCAGCAAGUUAAAGAACCUCUCCAGUGUAAAGUUUUACAAAGAAGUGGCAGAGUUCAUCGCCUUCUUAAAGACACUCUUGUUAAAGUGUUCCAGUGUUUUUUUGAAGAGGACAUCCCGCAGGUUCGUUAGGCCAAAUAUAGCUGUUAUCUCCAUCGCAGCAUGAGUGUGCGGUUCAGCAGCGUGAGCGUUGUGAAGGGUAACUGAAUGUGUCAGAGGAUGACAGAUGAGAAGCCUCAGAACCAGCAGCUGGAAGAAGACCAUUGAGAAAAAGUGACCUCGGCUCACCCGUUCACAGCAUCCUCUCUCUCAGUCCUGGUUAUCAAAACCGCUCAGUGUCGUCAUCAUCAUCAGGGUCCACAAGGAGGAAGGACAAGAUGAACACAGAAGAAGGAGGUGGCUGAGGAGGAGUGAGGAGUGUUUCAUGAAGUGAAGAGAACGACAGGGAGACGAUGGACGCAACCAAAAUAACCAUGAUCGCUCUGUUUCUCCUCUGCGUCACGACAGCAAAGCCAGCAGGAGGCCAGACUUUGGAUGUUUGUGCGAGCUGCCACGUGAUCGCCACAUGUGACGACAAGUUAGACGGCUCGGGGAAAGUUUGUAACUGCAAGUACGGGUUUGUUGGAAAUGGAAGAACUUUCUGUCAAGAUAAAGAUGAGUGUCAGAUCGGCGCCAGUAAGAUCUGUGGGCCACACACCACCUGCCACAACACAUACGGCAGCUACUACUGUCGAUGCCUGUCGGGCUACAGCCCGUCCAACAACAUGGACGUCUUCAUCCCAAAUGAUGGAACCCACUGCCAAGACAUCGAUGAGUGCAGGAGGAUCUUAGGCCUGUGUGGAGAUGGAGGUCUUUGCAGGAAUCUUGAGGGCAGUUUCUACUGCAGCUGCCAGCUGGGAUACCAAGUCCACAACGGACCAGAGCGCUUCAAUCCUCACACAAACAAAGCUUUCUGCAAAGUGGUUGACUGUGGGAGGCCCGCUGCAGUGGAGGACAUGGUGUUGCUAUCAGUCCCACGGACCACAUACGGCAGUGUGGCCAUGUUUGCCUGUGAUGAAGGCUUUGUGUGGAGAAGUGGAGCCAACAGUUCUGUGUGCGGAGCUGAUGGACGGUGGAGAGGACCAACUGCGGUCUGUGAAGAUGUUGACUGCGGCUCUCCGCCCUCGACGCCUCACGCUCACAUUCUGUGGAAUAAGAGUUCAAGGAUGGCCGCUGCGGUGCACUAUCAGUGUCACUCUGGAUAUCAUAAUGUUGGAAAGGGCGAUGUGUCCAUGUGUACGGCUGCUGGAUCGUGGGAGAGACCACCGGUGCUCUGUCAAGAGACCUUGUGUGGAUUUCCACCUGUGAUUGAAUUCACUGAGCAGGUGUGGAACAAUAAAUCAACACCUGGAAGCACCGCGCUUUAUUUUUGUAAAGACGGGUUUCAUUACCAAGGAGGACACAAUGUUUCGACCUGUAGUGGAAACGGUCAGUGGACACGUCCAACUUUGUCGUGCCAAGCAAUAUUGUGUGGGGAUCCUCCUAUACUGCCUCACACUGGGCUAAUGUGGAACGGAAACUCCGCACCCGACAGCACGGCGAUUUAUUUCUGUAAAACAGGAUUUCAUCAAAGUGGAGGAAAUAAUAUAUCAUCCUGCACAAUUAGUGGUUACUGGACGCAGCCAGAUAUCUCAUGCAAAGAAAUCAAUUGUCAAAGGCCGGUUUUUAAACCUCAUGCUAAGAUGCUAUGGGACGGCACGUCACACCUUGGCAGUGUGGUGCGUUACCAAUGUGAGGAAGGAUAUCACACCAGGAGCCCGAGAAACGUCUCGGUGUGUGGAGAGAGUGGACUGUGGGAGGACACUGAUAUAUGGUGUGAAGAGAUACGCUGUGGCCCCCCACUAAAGCUCCCCCAUACUAACCUCCUGUGGGACGGCUCCAGUACCCCGGGCAGUGUGGUGCUGUAUGAGUGCAUGGAUGGAUUUUAUCAGGAGAGUGGACAUAAUGUGUCGUCGUGUUUACUGUCAGGAGAGUGGGGGGAAGUAUCUGUAAAGUGCAAAGUUAAAUGUGGCCCAGUGCCGAUCCUGGAGAACUCAGACGUGCUGUGGCAUAACAGAAGUGUUGUGAUCCACCGCUGUGUGGACGGAUAUCACAGCUGGAGGGGCAGCAACGUGUCCGUGUGCAGCAGCUCCGGUGUGUGGGAGAACGCGACCAUGACAUGUGUCGAGCUAAAGCCACCCGUCACUCACCUGUUUGUCGUCGAUGAAAAGUGUGUGCACUGGAGAGCAGAGAAGUACGAGGACGACACAGAAGUUUACAAGGUGACGUGUGUCGGAUCCAGAGACUAUCAGAAGUCCUUUCAUGACAAGACGACACGGUUUUUGAGAUCCAAGUCCAACCAGCUGGAAGUGUGUCUGAAGCUGCUUCCUGUCACCAACUACAGCAUCUCCAUCACUGCAGUGUCUGCCAGGUUCACAGCCAGCAUCACCACUAACACCAGUUUAACAGCGCCUCCAGCACCUGAUGUCUACUUCAGAGAAUUUGAGACUCCUGUACCGAUGUUGAAGCUACGAAGGUCACUUAACACACUCGACCCUAUAAGCAUGUACCAGGUGUUUGUGCUUCCUGUGGAGGGGGUCAUGACCUUUGACUGCUCGUCUCCUGCGAGCCUACACUCCUCAAACGAGCCCCCUGCAGAGUACAUCGCUGCCAUGAUGGAGGUCAGGCGUGUCGGGAUGGAGUUGAACUUCACUGUCGGGGACGGACUCCUCUACGGAGGCUGCUUUAACGCUCGACUUGAGAACGGCAGGAAUUACUACAUCGUCCUACGAGCGGUCAGUCAGUGGAACGAGGCUGAAAGAAGCACCUGCGUCCUCUGGGCUAAAGUAAGAGGUACUUCCUUUGUUAUGAAGGUUUCUGCGUCGUCUGCUGCUGCUUCAGUCGUCUUCGUUGCUGUGAUCAUGUUGGGAGGAUUCAUCUGGCAUUACAGGAAGACCUGACGCUCUUUAGUGCUGCUGAUGAUGUUGUUGUGAUUUUGAAAUGUUGACCUCACACCUGUACAUUUUGUAAAUCAUUUUAAUAAAACCUUUUUCAGUUAC
Molecule: messenger RNA, 3157 nt
Organism: Labrus mixtus (cuckoo wrasse)
Lineage: Eukaryota; Metazoa; Chordata; Actinopteri; Labriformes; Labridae
Gene: susd1
Product: sushi domain containing 1
Exons: 18
Coding region: 533-3058 (841 amino acids)
Molecular function (GO): calcium ion binding
Source: RefSeq, a predicted model, not a curated record